ACUGAAAGACUGCACGGCAACUUGGAAAGCAGCGAAUUCUCUACAGAAAGAAUCGAAUCUAUGGCUAUGGCUCAUAAUGGCUUCUCGACACGGCUAGGGCUUUCAUAAUGGCUUCCGACAGGUGAGUAGUUUGCUUUCCAAAUGCUCAAAGUUCAUUCUAUGCAUUUGGGCUCUGACACUAAGAAUUGGGUUGACCGGCGGCUGGACAGGGAUCUGUUUCGGGGAAGAAGGCUCCAACAUCUCGAGCAGGAUCCAGGUCGUCCAGAAGUUCCGACAUCUGGGCGAGCUAUUGUUCUGAUUUUCCAGUGAUUUUAUGGCAGACGGCUGGACAGGGAUCUGUUUCGGGGAAGAAGGCUCCAACAUCCCGAGCAGGACCCAGGUCGUCCAGAAGUUCCGAGAUCUGGGCAUCACCCGCGUCCGCCUCUACCACACUUACCAGACCACGCUCCAGGCUUUCUCCAAUAGCGGCAUUCAACUCACUGUGGGCAUAACGAACGCAAAUAUCCUCAAGGCCUCAUCAAGUGUGGGCUCUGCCAGGAGCUGGGUCGAUCGCUACAUCGUCCCUUAUGGCUCCAGUAACAUCGUCGCUGUUACGGUGGGAAACGAAGUCCUUACUUCGACGGCGAACAAUUUGAAAAACGCACUGCUGCCUUCAAUGAAGAAUCUGAGAGAGGCGCUGAAUCAGGCAGGUAAGAGUGGGAUCAAGGUCACAACAGCUCACUCUUUCGACGUCGUCACGAACACCUUCCCCCCCCAUCUAGCGGCCAGUUCGCUGACACCGGAAGGAUGCAGCCCUUGGUGAACUGGCUGGCCACGGUACGAUCCGAUUUCAUCUGCAACAUCUACCCUUACUUCACGUACAUAAACUCCAAUGGGCAAAUCACGUUGCAAUUUGGCCGUCUUGAAUCUGGUUCUGUCACAGAUUCAAACAAUGGCAAGAUAUAUACAAAUCUUCUCGCACAGCGGCUGGACGCAGUUUAUGCAGCUCUGGGGAGAUUGGGGCAGGGAAACAUGCGCGUGGUCGUUGGGGAGAUCGGCUGGCCCACUUCAGGAGGCACUGCCACAGAUACAGACAACGCUCGGAUCCACAACCAAAACCUGGUGAACGUAGCUAGAGGAGGAACGCCACUCAAGCCCAACUGGAGAAUCCAGACUUACAUUUUUGCAAUGUUCGACGAGAAUCAGAAGGCUGCUAGCUUACAGAAGAGCUGGGGAUUGUACAAUCCGAGCAACUUCCAAGCGAAGUAUACCAUCAACUUCGGAAACUCACAGACCCUUAGCAAUCGCAUCACCCAGGGAAUGAGAUUGAGUAGUGGACAGUUUGUCGAGUCCAAAAAUCAAGUGUACAAGUUAAUCAUGCAGGCUGACUGCAACUUGGUCCUGGAUCGCAUUGGUGUCGGACCUCUGUGGGCCAGCAAUACCGCUGGCUACGCCUCGGAUGGGUAUGUGGAGCUGCAAUCCGAUGGAAACGCUGUAGUUUACGGUGGCGGUGUUGCACGCUGGGCUUCGAAUACUUUGGGGCGUAAUGAUGGAGCUCACCGCAUCGACGUUCAGGACGAUGGCAACAUUGUCAUGUACAACGAAGCAAAUCAAGCCAUUUGGGCUACCAACACAGCAGGCAAUCGCAUCAUUCAGGGAAUGAGACUGAGUAGCGGACAGUUUGUCAUGUCCAAAAAUCAAGUCUACAAAUUAAUCAUGCACGCUGACUGCAAAUUGGUCCUGUAUCACAUUGGUGUCAGACCUCUGUGGACCAGCCAUACCAAUGGCAGCGCCUCGGAUGGUCACUUGCAUAUGCAAUCCGAUGGAAACGCUGUAGUUAAGAUUGGCGGUGUUUCACGCUGGACUUCGGGAACUGGCGGGCGUAAUGAUGGUACUCACCGCCUCGACGUUCAGGACGAUGGCAACCUUGUCAUGUACAAUGAGGCAAAUCAAGCCAUUUGGGCUACCAACACAGCAGGCAGUCGCAUCACCCAGGGAUCGAGACUGAGUAGCGGACAGUUUGUCAUGUCCAAGAAUAGAGUCUACAAGUUUAUCAUGCAGGCUGACUGCAACUUGGUCCUGGAUCACAUUGGUGUCGGACCUGUGUGGACCAGCAAUACCUAUGGCCUCGCCCCGGAUGGUUAUAUGGAGCUGCAAUCCGAUGGAAACGCUGUAUUGUACGGUGGCCUUGUUGCACGCUGGGCUUCCCAUACUUUUGGGCGUAAUGAUGGAGCUCACUGGAUUGACGUUCAGGACGAUGGCAACACUGUCAUGUACAACGAAGCAAAUGAAGCCAUUUGGGCUACUAACACAGCAGGGAGAUGAGAGAUUUAUGUAUUUGUUGAAAAAGAGAACAUGUGCGAUCUAUGUCCGUCAUUGAAGAACUCCAGUGACCCCGAUAAGCGAACAUCCUUAGUCCAUGGAGCUAACUAACUGCAUCGGAAAGAUUGAGCUUAGGAUGCAACUUUUCAAGUCAUAUAAAAUCUCGAGAUCACAUCGACCAUCUACAAAAUGAAGUUGCUUUCAAACACUCUGGCUUUGAUGAGAAGAAAGUUUUUCAAAUGCUUGUAAAAAAGGCCUCUGAUAAGACUUCUUUUAAAAGAGUGAACCUGUCUCGAUCCUCCUCUGGAACCAUACUUCUGCACCUAAUGCAUGUCGUUGGCUUACAGAAAGUUUUCUCUCACAUCCAACGGACUCAUCCACAACUCACGCUUAACUCACUUCACUCAUCCUCGAUUGUGCAUCAUCAAGGAAAGCAAGUUGCAGGUAGAUGAAGUGGUUGUCAAUCAGGGGCCCGUCUCGGGAUGUCUUGCCCUGUAUCUUCAUGAGGCUAACACAAGUAUCCAUCAGUCUUCGUAUUUACGGGUAUGGGAUGUGUAUCUCAUAAAUAUCAGAUAUUAUG
Marchantia polymorpha subsp. ruderalis is the source of this 2881-nucleotide messenger RNA. Lineage: Eukaryota; Viridiplantae; Streptophyta; Marchantiopsida; Marchantiales; Marchantiaceae. The record is from the annotation of a GenBank genome assembly.